AUGAUUGAACAGGCACUAGAACAAAAGAAGCUGGUUCCUAAUGAGGAUACACCACAAAGAAGUAAGGUACCUUUUGUCAAGGAAAUCAUGGUAAAGCCACUACCCAAAAAGUUCAAGAUGCCACAACUAACAACUUAUUCUGGAAAGGGUGACCCUUAUGACCCUAUGCAAAACUAUGAGGCGGUGAUGCUUCUUCAUGGAUGGGAGGAUGCAAUCAUGUGUAGAGUACUUCCGUUUACUUUAACAGAGCACGCACGUAUAUGGUUUAAUAAUAUGAAGGAAGGAUCAAUUUCAAACUUCAAUCAGUUGAGGAAAGAAUUAAUAGAUGAAUUCUUCAUUAAUGCUAGAAGAAAGAAAGACGCUUCGUAUCUUCUGACCAUUAAGCAGGAAGAGAAAGAGAGGAUGAAAGACUAUGUUGAAAGAUUUCGUGCCGCUAUCUUAGAAGUACAGGAUCUUCAAGCCACAGUGGCAAUAUUAGGAAUGCUUCAACAGUCAAGGUCAAGAGAUUUUCAAAAAUCCCUUUCCCUAGAUCAGCCACUCACUUUGGGAGAUCUGUUCAGUCGAGCUAAAAAGUUUACCAUUUCGGAGAAUGUUAUGAGGCACAUCAAUGCUGGAAACAGAGAUAAGAAAAGAAAAGAUAGAGAUGAAACAAAUAAUGAAGGGAGAAAGACUGGAAGUGAAAAUGAACACAGACAAGUUCCAAAACUCAAAUUUGAGAACUUCACACCAUUGAGCCAACCACAUUCUACAAUCUUGGCAAGUAUAGAAGGACCUGGGCUCCUUACCUUUCCUCUUAAGGCAAACAAGACAAUGGGCAAAUUUACAGACGCAUACUGGAGGUUUCACAAAACCCUUGGACACUCAACUGAUAGAUGUAGAGAACUGAUGAAUGAGAUUGAAUCUCUAGUUCGCCAAGGAAAGCUUAACAAAUUUGUCUACUCAGAAGCAUGGAGAAACGGGAAACUGUCUUACUCAAAAAAGGAAAGAUCUGAAGAUAACAAGGGGAUGAAUGAUAAAAAAGACUCAAAGACAAGAGAGAAAACCCCCACUUUAGACAACAACCCAUCUCACCCAGCAAUACAUGUUAUCAUCGGCGGUGAAACCUUAGCAGGUGAGACCUCUUCAUCAAGGAAGGUGACACGGGGCUUGUCGGCAUGGCAACCUUCAAGACUCCUCCGUGCGGCACUUGUGCGCAAUCACAAGUCAGCCUGCUCUCGUAGGUGUAAGAACUCACACCUGCCCAAGGAACAUACACAAAGGAUGGACACAAAGAUAAGAGAGAAAAACUUAAACUCUCUAUUGAUCGAAGAAAGCUAUUACAACCAAAGCCAACUACAAGCCUUCCUCUCUCUUGCUCUCACUUCUCCCUAA
Molecule: messenger RNA, 1371 nt
Organism: Dioscorea cayenensis subsp. rotundata (Guinea yam)
Lineage: Eukaryota; Viridiplantae; Streptophyta; Magnoliopsida; Dioscoreales; Dioscoreaceae
Exons: 1
Coding region: 1-1371 (456 amino acids)
Source: RefSeq, a predicted model, not a curated record